This is a messenger RNA of Neomonachus schauinslandi (Hawaiian monk seal), 1185 nucleotides long. RefSeq names its product protein arginine methyltransferase 8 (gene PRMT8). Lineage: Eukaryota; Metazoa; Chordata; Mammalia; Carnivora; Phocidae. Gene Ontology annotation, biological process: peptidyl-arginine methylation. Bases 1 to 1185 code for a protein of 394 amino acids. The record is from RefSeq and is a predicted model, not a curated record. Gene Ontology annotation, cellular component: plasma membrane. Gene Ontology annotation, molecular function: protein-arginine N-methyltransferase activity. The transcript is spliced from 11 exons.
AUGGGCAUGAAACACUCCUCCCGCUGCCUGCUCCUAAGGAGGAAAAUGGCGGAGAACGCUGCCGAGAACACCGAGGUUUCAGUCCCCCCCCCGCAGCCCCCUCAGCCCGUCGUCCCACCCAAGCCUGUGCAAUGUGUCCAUCAUGUGUCCACUCAACCCAGCUGCCCAGGACGGGGCAAGAUGUCCAAGCUGCUGAACCCGGAAGAGAUGACCUCGAGAGAUUAUUACUUCGACUCCUACGCCCACUUUGGGAUCCACGAGGAAAUGCUGAAGGAUGAGGUGCGGACACUCACCUACCGGAACUCCAUGUACCACAAUAAGCAUGUGUUCAAGGACAAAGUGGUGCUGGACGUUGGGAGUGGUACUGGGAUCCUUUCCAUGUUUGCUGCCAAAGCAGGGGCCAAGAAAGUAUUUGGGAUUGAAUGUUCCAGUAUUUCUGACUACUCAGAGAAGAUCAUUAAGGCCAACCACUUGGACAACAUCAUCACCAUAUUUAAGGGUAAAGUAGAAGAGGUGGAGCUGCCUGUGGAGAAGGUAGACAUCAUCAUCAGCGAGUGGAUGGGCUACUGUCUGUUCUAUGAGUCAAUGCUCAACACGGUGAUCUUUGCCAGGGACAAGUGGCUGAAACCUGGAGGGCUUAUGUUUCCAGACCGGGCAGCUUUGUACGUGGUAGCAAUUGAAGACAGACAGUACAAGGACUUCAAAAUCCACUGGUGGGAGAAUGUCUAUGGCUUUGAUAUGACCUGUAUCCGGGAUGUUGCCAUGAAGGAGCCCCUGGUGGACAUCGUGGACCCAAAGCAAGUGGUGACCAAUGCCUGUUUAAUAAAGGAAGUGGACAUUUAUACGGUGAAGACGGAAGAGCUGUCGUUCACAUCUGCCUUCUGCCUGCAGAUACAGAGAAAUGACUACAUCCACGCCCUGGUCACCUAUUUUAAUAUUGAAUUUACCAAGUGCCACAAGAAAAUGGGGUUUUCCACAGCCCCCGAUGCCCCCUACACCCACUGGAAGCAGACUGUCUUCUACUUGGAAGAUUACCUCACUGUCCGGAGGGGGGAAGAAAUCUAUGGGACCAUAUCCAUGAAGCCAAAUGCCAAAAACGUGCGAGACCUCGAUUUCACAGUAGAUUUGGAUUUUAAAGGACAGCUGUGUGAAACAUCUGUAUCUAACGACUACAAAAUGCGUUAG